AGGAGAGGAAGAGGAGAGGAAGAGGAGCCGAUGGAGGCGGCGGAGCCCGGCGGGCAGUGCUGGCUGCGGCCCUUCUCCUGCGAGCAGGGGCUGCUCUCGCGGCCCGACGGCUCGGCCGCCUUCCUGCAGGGUGAGACCUCGGUCCUGGCCGGGCUCUACGGCCCCGCCGAAGCGAAGCUCAGCAAGGAGCUGCCGGACCGGGCGGCGCUGGAGGUGCUGCUGCGCCCCAAGGUGGGGCUGCCAGGGGUGCUGGAGCGGAGCCGGGAGCAGCAGCUGCGCCAGACGUGCGAGGCCGUGGUGCUGGGGGUGCUGCACCCACGCACAGCCAUCACACUGGUGCUGCAGGUGCUCAGCGACGCAGGAUCGCUGCUGUCGUGCUGCCUGAACGCCGCCUGCAUGGGGCUGCUGGACGCGGGGCUGCCCCUCUCCUCCCUCUUCUGCGGCGUCACCUGUGCCCUCGGCCCCGAUGGCACCAUCACCCUCGACCCCACAGCACGGCAGGAGCAGGAGGCCCGCGCCGUGCUCACCUUCGCCAUCGACAGCAGCGAGAGGAAGGUGCUGAUGGCCACCACCAAGGGCAGCUGCUCCGUGGAGGAGAUGCAGCAGUGCCUGGUCACGGCCCAGCGUGCCGCAGACACCAUCUUCCAGUUCUACCGCGAUUCCCUGCACCGCCGGUACUCCAAAUCCUGACCGGGCCAGCCCGGACCCCCCACCCAGUAAAGGACCUUUCUGUA
Messenger RNA from Myiozetetes cayanensis, 734 nucleotides. It is a transcript of the gene EXOSC5, whose product is annotated as exosome component 5. Gene Ontology annotation, biological process: nuclear mRNA surveillance; poly(A)-dependent snoRNA 3'-end processing; U4 snRNA 3'-end processing. The transcript has 6 exons. Lineage: Eukaryota; Metazoa; Chordata; Aves; Passeriformes; Tyrannidae. Gene Ontology annotation, cellular component: nucleolus; nuclear exosome (RNase complex); cytoplasmic exosome (RNase complex). The record is from RefSeq and is a predicted model, not a curated record. The coding region runs from base 31 to 690 and encodes 219 amino acids.